AUGUCCACCAGAAUUUAUUCGAUACCCGAUAACUGUGCACAAUAUCACGAGUGCAUAGUAGCUUGGGGCUACCUCAAUUACCUGCCAAAUGUCGCAGCCAACGCUCUAUUCGUCGCUCUCUUCUUCAUCGGCCUUGUCGCCCAGGCAUUCCUCGGUUGGCGCCACCGCACUUGGGGAUUUUCUACAGCAUUGGUGCUGGGAAUUAUCCUUGAAGUAGUUGGUUAUGGCGGUCGCAUCGGAUUACACUACAACGUCUUCACUCAGACGUGGUUUAUCAUGUAUCUCUGCUGUUUGACCUUAGCUCCCGCGUUUUUCAGCGCCGCCGUGUACCUUUCCCUGUCUCGCCUCCUCGCCAUCUACGGAGAGGGUCUGUGCUACUUCAAAGGCCGGACGAUCACGCUUACGUUCAUCUUAUGCGACUUUGUCUCCUUGGUAUUACAAGCCGCUGGAGGUGCGAUCGCCUCAACAGCCCAAACGCACGAAAGGCGUAAUAUGGGCGUUAAUAUCAUGAUUGCUGGCCUGAGUUCUCAAGUGGCUGCCACAACGGCAUUCUCUCUGCUCUGCCUGCACAUUAUGUGGAACCUUCGUAAAAAUCCCUCGAAAAUCAACCCCGCAACCGAAGACUUUAGACGAGGGAAAGCUAUCCGCAUGUUCAUCUGGGCAAUCGUCAUCGCUACAGCCACCAUCUUAGCGCGUUGCUCUUUCCGUGUCGCCGAGUUGAGUGAAGGCUUCAAAGGUGCCCUGGCCAAUGACGAAGUGCUCUACAUGAUCUUCGAGGCUGUCAUGAUGGUCAUCUGUGUCUUUGUCCUCACGGUGGGACAUCCUGGGCUGACACUGGGCAAUUAUUGGAACAUAGGAGAGUUCCACUGGCGCCAAGGCCGAAAUCGGGAGAUCGAGAAGCAACACCACCAAACCCAUGGGCAUGCGGUGACCAGUGAGGUCGUCGAAGCAGAAAGCUACACACCGUCGAGCGGAGACUCUUCGGAGCACAAGACGAACUAA
Molecule: messenger RNA, 1002 nt
Organism: Exophiala bonariae
Lineage: Eukaryota; Fungi; Ascomycota; Eurotiomycetes; Chaetothyriales; Herpotrichiellaceae
Exons: 2
Coding region: 1-1002 (333 amino acids)
Cellular component (GO): plasma membrane; fungal-type vacuole
Source: RefSeq, a predicted model, not a curated record